Chelmon rostratus (copperband butterflyfish) is the source of this 2899-nucleotide messenger RNA. Its product is annotated as leucine-rich repeat-containing protein 58-like. NCBI's taxonomy places the organism in Eukaryota, Metazoa, Chordata, Actinopteri, Chaetodontiformes, Chaetodontidae. The record is from RefSeq and is a predicted model, not a curated record. The transcript is spliced from 4 exons. Gene Ontology annotation, molecular function: protein binding. The coding region runs from base 240 to 1298 and encodes 352 amino acids.
CGCAUUCAACGCAGUGACAUGUAGCUGCCGUCGCUUAUCCUCAGUCCUAAAUGAGUGACCUAGAUUUGUAGUAGAGAUGUGGUUAAAUGUUUCGGGCGGGUGUGUAGAACUCUUCCCCCACUCCGUGUCGAAAACAGACGAGUCCUGGAGCUAACUCGCAGUUUACGGGGCGUUCAGCCUACAGCAAAAGUUCUGCAAGAAUUUUGGUCAGAGUUUAAAUUGACGCUUAAAUUGCCAAAAUGGAGAUUCAAGAAGGCGCAGCGGCCGCGGGCGACUGCGUGCUUGACUUUUCUCGUUUGAGCCUCGGCGCUUUUAGCGUUGACAGUAUCAGCGACGAGAGGAAAAGGGACACCAGACAACUCUACCUGAACUACAACCGGCUAACCUCGCUGCCCUCGUCAGUCAGCCUUUUCUGCAACCUCGAGUUUUUGGACAUCAGCAACAACGGACUGUCGGCCAUCUGUGAGGGCAUUACACGACUGACCAGGCUGAGGACGCUGGUGGCCAAGAACAACCGGCUGGACGAGUUCUCGUUGCCCAAAGAGUUCGGCUCUCUGCAGCUGGAGGUGUUGAACUUUAGUGGGAACCGAUUUGAGGAAAUUCCGCUUCAGUGUAUGAAACUGCUGCGUCUGCAGUCGCUUUCACUCGGCGGAAACAGACUGAAAAGUAUACCUGCAGAGAUAGAAAAUUUAUCCAGUCUGGAGCUGUUGUAUCUGGGUGGGAACCUUAUCUCAGCCAUUCCUCCAGAAGUGGCUAACCUGCCCUACCUCAGUUACCUGGUCCUGUGUGACAACCGCAUCCAAAGUGUCCCCCCGCAGCUCACCAGGCUCCACUCACUGAGAUCUCUGAGUCUCCACAACAACUUACUCACUUACCUGCCGAGGGAGAUUCUCAGCCUGGUGCACCUGCAAGAGCUCAGUCUCCGUGGCAACCCACUGGUGGUGCGCUUUGUCAAGGAGAUGACCUACGACCCCCCUUCACUACUUGAGUUAGCGGGACGCACCAUCAAGAGCCGAAAUAUUCCCUACUACCCCUGUGACCUGCCCUCAAACCUGCUGCGUUACCUGGACCUGGCCAGCAAGUGCCCCAACCCCAAGUGUGCAGGCGUCUACUUUGAUUCAUGUGUGCGCCAGAUCAAAUUUGUGGACUUCUGUGGAAAGUACCGGCUGCCCCUCAUGCACUACCUGUGCUCCCCUGAGUGCACCUCGCCCUGCAGCUCCAACCCGCAGAGCGACGCGGACUCGGAGGACGAGAGCAGCGUGCCCGCUUACCGCCUGCAGAGGGUGCUUCUGGGAUAGUACGACACAAAGGGGUCUAUCACUCUGUUCAACAUUUAUUCAGAGAUGAACUUGGCUGUCAUACACUUACAGACCACUCCACAUAAACACACAUAAACACACAUGCACACACACACACACACACACACACACACACAAACACUAGCUGUUUUCCAGACAGAGGGUGCAUGUAAUGCACAAAAUGUGAGACUGCGGUCCUUCCUGCUGUGGCCCUGAAAACAUGUUUUUUUGAAUGGAAUCCGUUCCCGCUCGCCACACAUCACUGUGCACAACAUGAGUGAAGGAAACCUGAUAUUUCCCAUGUAGCAAUGCAAACCCAGUCUGCCAGUCAUGACUCCAUCAAAGUGCUGGUCUCAUGGUCGAGCAUAAGAGGGCAGUAAAACUCAGUGAAGACUGAAGGAGCCACAGGAUUCUUUUCCUUUUCAGGGCAACAUGCUUUAUCUUUCAUAUAACACUUGGUGCGUUUUAGUAGCGACAGCACAUCAUUCUGCAUAUUCUGAAAGUUUUGAAAUGGACAAUGUGGUUUUUGCCAAGUAGGGAAAAAAGUGCGAUUUUUGAGGUAUUUCAGCAGAAGCUAUGACAUUAGUUUUACACUACAGCAUUCGAAAUUGAUUCAGUACAGUAUGUGGGAUGGCCUUAUUUACACUCUGUGUGGUCCUGCUGGGUAAAGGUCUUGUGCACUAAAGCUGUCCCACACAAUAUUGAAAGAUCAAGGGUUGUCUGUUUUUGGUCAUCACACACCAGCCCUGUAAACGUUCGCCACGAUGGCAUAGUAGUUUUAAAUGAACCGAAAAUAUGGUUUGUGUGAGUAUGUGGAAGAAAGCUCGUCCAGGCGUACUCACGGGAAGUGGAUGUGGGGUGGACCAGGGGAAACCAUUCACUGUGUUAGCACUGAAACAAUAGCUAUUCAGCAAAACACAGCGGCAGCCUGCAUGUUUAUGUUGAGGGCUGUCGUGAGAAUAUAGGUGUGUGUAAAUGGAGCCCACAGCCAGAGGGGUGUUUUUUUUUGUUUUUGUUUUUUUUUUUCUUUGUAAUAAUUCUUUCAGAGACAGAAACGCCUUCAUUUCGUUUCUGUUCCUGGCUGCAUCCCUGCUUGUUUGGUAAAGCUAGGAGAUCUUACAGGCUCCCAGACGGUUUGUGUCCAUUAGCGAGGGAGAAAACUUCCCGCUGGCUUCACAUUAGUCCGUAGUGUUUAGAAAACAGAAGAAUGCUCCUCUGUUACAAUAACACCUAUACUAGAAUGUUUUAAGUGCCUUACUAAUGGUGACUUCUAACACAGCUAAAGUGAGUAUAAAAAAAUGUGAUAUAUGCUUCCUGAAAUGUGACAAGAUAAACAUGAAUUAUACAGUCCUUUCUGAGUGAUUUGUACUUAUAAGCUUACAGUAAACAAAGAGAAAAUGUAACCUUUUUAUAACAAAAUGAACUGCUUUUAUAGAAAUCCUUUUUUCAAAUGUUAAACCCUAUUUAAAUGACCUGCAGAAUAGAUGGCACUUAAGCAGAAAACAUAUUGAGAUAUAUUAAUUGUAUGUGCUUGUACCCCAUUCAGAUAAUGUAAGUAGACUGUACAGUAUAUAAUAACAUAAUAAAGACUGAUUGUAAUA